Molecule: messenger RNA, 1075 nt
Organism: Hibiscus syriacus
Lineage: Eukaryota; Viridiplantae; Streptophyta; Magnoliopsida; Malvales; Malvaceae
Exons: 3
Cellular component (GO): chloroplast
Source: RefSeq, a predicted model, not a curated record
UCACGGUAUUUAAGGUUGUGGAGAGUGAGCAGAUGGGGAAUAAUAGUGUGUGCUUCUGGGUCUGAUCAAAACUCAUGUUCGAACCAUAUUGGUACCGAGAGGGAGAAAUCUGGUGUGUCUUUUAAUACAUUUGAUGGGGUGGAAUCGUUUCAUGGUAAAUCGGGUUCUAUUUCCUUCCAUGGGCUAUCACAUUCUCACCAGCUAGUGGAAAAAAGCACAUUGAAGUCGGCUCCUUUACAAGAAGGAAAAGGAUCCUUCCUCUGGGUUUUGGGACCUAUUGCAUUGAUUUCUUCAUUGAUCCUUCCACAGUUUUUCUUUAGCUAUGCAAUUGAGGCAUUUUUCAAGGACGAGACACUCGUUGAAAUUGUGUCCUCAUUUUCCUUUGAAGUGCUAUUCUAUAUUGGUCUCGGGGUGUUCUUUCUGGUGACUGAUUAUGUUCAAAGGCCCUAUUUGCAAUUCAGUCCCAAGAGGUGGGGUCUCAUUACAGGACUCAAGGGUUACCUAUCAUCCUAUCUCGUCGCAACAGGUUUAAAGGUAGUUACUCCUCUUGUUGCAGCCUUUGUAACUUGGCCAGUGCUCGGUUUCCAAGCCCUGGUUGCAGUGGCUCCUUUCCUGGUAGGCUGUGCUGCUCAACAUGUAUUUGAGACUGUUCUUGAUAAGUGUCAGUCAUCUUGUUGGCCCCUGGUUCCUAUCAUUUUUGAGGUGUAUAGAUUGUAUCAGUUGACCAGAGCUAUUCAAUUCAUUCAGAACUUCAUGUCCUCGAUGAAAGACUCCCUGAGAACUCCGGAGAUGUUCAAGCGAGGCGGUGCAACUGUUGGGAUGGUGGUAACUUUCCAAGUCCUAGCUGUGGUUUGCCUUUGGUCGUUGAUGACAUUUCUCCAACGGCUUUUUCCUUCUAGACCGGUUGCAGAGAACUAUUGAUGAUUGCAGGGUGAUAUACAAUCCAUGGUUCUUUCUUGGUUUUUAAAUUUGAAUCUUCAAAUUACACCCAUUGGAUAUCUAUGAAGCUCCAGGACCCAAGGCAUGUUCAUAUGUAGUACAUAAUAGGAGAAAUUGAGGGGUAUUAUUUACUUGU